AUGGAGGAAGUGGUGGAAGAAGAAACCAGAAGAAGCACUCUGGCCAUAGAGGAUCCUGAGGAGAUUGCCAACGUAGAAACCGAUGACGGACCCUCCAGAGUUACAUUGGAGGAAGUUGCGGCAGAGAAGCAACCAGAGGUGGUUGAGGAGAAAAAGAAGAAAAAUAAGAAAAAUAAGAGCAAAGGGAAGAAGGUUGGAGAAGGUGAGCCAUCUCAUCAGCACAAAGCUGAGAAAAAGAAUAAAGAGAAGGAGGAUGAGGAGGAUGAGGAGGCCAAGCUAAGGAAGAGGAAAGAGAAGGAAGAAAGGAAAGAGCGCAGGCAUGAGGAAAGGCACCUCAAAAAGGAAGAAGAAAGAAAGAAGAAGGCUGCAAGCCUAGAGAUGGAUGGAGAACCCACCUCUGUGAGGGAGGACUUAGGGGAACCAGUGCAGCUAAGAGAGCCAGUGCAACCUGAAACAACGUAG
This is a messenger RNA of Benincasa hispida (wax gourd), 462 nucleotides long. The record is from RefSeq and is a predicted model, not a curated record. Lineage: Eukaryota; Viridiplantae; Streptophyta; Magnoliopsida; Cucurbitales; Cucurbitaceae.